This is a messenger RNA of Solanum stenotomum, 2768 nucleotides long. RefSeq names its product LRR receptor-like serine/threonine-protein kinase EFR. Bases 1 to 1947 code for a protein of 648 amino acids. The record is from RefSeq and is a predicted model, not a curated record. Gene Ontology annotation, molecular function: ATP binding; protein kinase activity; protein binding. Gene Ontology annotation, biological process: protein phosphorylation. NCBI's taxonomy places the organism in Eukaryota, Viridiplantae, Streptophyta, Magnoliopsida, Solanales, Solanaceae. The transcript is spliced from 4 exons.
AUGAGCUACAAUUUUCUUGGAGGUGAAGUGCCAUCUAACCUGUCUCAGUGGUCCAAACUUGUGACUGUUGCACUAGACCAUAACUCUCUGGUGGGGCAGAUUCCUUCUGAACUGGGAUCACUUUCAAAGCUCACCAAACUGCACUUAGGAAGCAACAAUCUGAGUGGAAGUUUCCCAGCUUCACUUGGGAAUCUUACAUAUUUGCAAGAGCUGAAACUGUCAUAUAACCAGUUGAAGGGAAAACUUCCAGACUCAUUGUCACAAAUGAGAAGUUUGACACUGAUUGAUUUAUCAGUCAAUCAACUUUCUGGUGAGUUCCCUCCUCCGCUCUACAAUUUGUCAUCACUUAAAGGAAUAGGCCUGUCCUAUAACUAUUUCUCGGGCAACAAUUUUACUGGAAAUGUACCUGCAAGUCUAGGAAAGGUGAAGAGCUUAAGGUGGCUCAACGUUAACGGUAUUCAGUUGGGGAGUGAUGAACCUGAUAACAUGAAUUUCAUCAGUUCCCUGGCCAACUGCAGCAACCUACAGUACUUGCUUUUGGCCCACAACCACUUUGGAGGCAUGUUUCCAAACUCAGUAACCAACCUGUCCACCCUAUUGACAGGAUUACACAUAGGACAGUAUAGGAUUCGAGGGAACAUACCCAAAGAAAUUGCAAACCUCGUGAACCUAAAUAUACUUUACCUGCAAGAAAAUCGUCUAACUGGUAGCAUUCCAGCAUCUAUAGGAAUCCUUUCAAACUCGGGAACUCUCAACCUCGUGAACCUAAAUAUACUUUACCUGCAAGAAAAUCGUCUAACUGGUAGCAUUCCAGCAUCUAUAGGAAUCCUUUCAAACUUGGGAACUCUCAACUUGGAUUCAAACAGAUUGACAGGCGAGAUCCCAUCUUCAAUAGGAAACAUCACGAGACUGCUCUAUCUUUAUUUGUCUGGAAAUACUUUAAAUGGAACCGUUCCUCCAUCCCUUGGAAAUUACAAACAGCUGUUGAGGCUUUAUAUAGGUGAAAACAAUCUAAGUGGCACAAUUCCAGGGCAACUGCUGAGUUUGCCAUCCCUAGCACAUGCUAAUAUCUCUUAUAACUCUUUUAUGGGUUCCCUGCCAAUGGAGAUUGGAGUAGAGCUGUCAAAAAGGAUUGGAGAUAUAACAAACCUUGCAGGUUUUGACCUUUCUUACAACAAUUUCUCAGGCAUAAUUCCAAACACCAUAGGGAAAUGUUUGGCCUUGGAAUUACUUUACAUGCAACACAAUUCAUUUGAAGGGUCCAUCCCGUACUUAGCUGACUUACAAAACCUACGGGAGCUAGACCUUUCAAGAAACAACUUAUCAGGAGAAAUUCCACCUUGGACUCUGAAUCUUUCCUCCCUACUGUACCUGAAUCUUUCAGACAACAAUUUAGAGGGUGAGGUUCCCGUCCAAGGAGUAUUCUCAAAUUCAACCGCAUUACAAGUUGCAGGGAAUCCCAAGCUUUGUGGUGGAAUCCAAGAGUUUGAUUUACCACCUUGCCCGAAGCAAGAAAACCAUAGAACAAAGAGGAAGCGUCUUACACCCAUUCUGACUGCAAUUAUCAGUAUUGUUUUAUUUGCUGCAAUAGCAUGUUUUCUGCUUUCUAUGUUUUUUAUUAAAAGAUCCAGAAAACGAAGAGAUGCAACAUCCACAUCUGGGCAUCUCAUCUUCCCCAUGAUUAUAUAUAAGGAGCUUCAUGAUGCAACUAAUGGUUUUUCUUCAGAUAGGUUGUUAGGAUCAGGCAGUUUCGGCACUGUGUACAAAGGAAUUGUUCACUCAUCAAAUGAAAAUCCAGUUGCAGUCAAGGUACUCAACCUCCAAAGACACGGUGCAUUUAAAAGCUUCAUGGCUGAAUGCCACACCUUGAGAAAUGCCCGGCAUAGAAACCUGGUGAAAGUCAUAACUGCAUGCUCCAGCAUUGACUUCAAAGGAAAUGACUUUUAAGGCCAUAAUGUAUCAGUUCAUGGAAAAUGGAAGCUUGGAGGAGUGGUUACAUCAAGAAUCAGAAGGACAAAUACAAUGCAAUAGCUGAAACAUUCUUCAGAGAUUAAAUAUUGCAAUAGACGUGGCUUCUGCAUUAUAUUAUCUUCAUCAUCAAUGUGAAAUCCCUGUGGUUCACUGUGAUCUCAAACCAAGUAAUAUUCUUCUCGACGACAACAUGAUAGCACAUGUAAGUGAUUUUGGAUUGGCCAGGCUCAUCCCUAGUUUUUCUGGGGAAGGCAACCUUAACCAAUUCAGCUCACUCGGAAUACAGGGAACUAUUGGAUACGCCCCACCAGAGUAUGGCAUGGGUGCUGAGGAGAUUUGUGUAGUUAUGGGAUCCUAUUGCUGGAGAUUUUCACUGGAAAAAGGCCCACAGACAAACUAUUCGAAGACAAUGUGAAUCUGCACCUUUUCGUCAGACUGGCAUUACCAGAUCAAAUAAUGGAUAUUGUUGAUGGAUCCGCUCUCUGUGGAGAAAUGACAGGAGAGGAUGCUAACAAGAAUAUAAGUAGUGAACAGAUCAAGUGCUUGGUUCUAUUUUCCAACUUGGGCUAGCAUGUUCAGCAGAAACACCACAGGAGAGAAUUAACAUGGAGCAAGUUUACAGGGAAUUGAUAAUUAUCAGAGACAGGUUUCUGAAGUAACAGGAACACACUGCUAAGCAGUCCCUACAGACCGCUCACAGAAAAGCUUGAUUGAGUUGAUAGUUACGAAUUGUCUUAUGUAUGGCCAAUCUCAGAUAUCAACUUAUACUGUAUUUUACACAUAUGGCAGUAAUAUCU